AUGAAACACUCUUCCCGCCAAUCACUAGAAAGAUCGGGACAAAUAAUGAAUACUCCAUUCAAAGUGGCUAGACUCUUUAUAAAAAAAGAUAUUACACGACCGGGACCUGCAUCCCACCGCAAGCCUGGUCGGUACCCGGAUGGUUCAUUAAGCAUGUCAUGUAUUCGAGCUGCGCAAGGCUCUUCAGUAUGGUCUGGGUUUUGGAAUGAUUAG
Molecule: messenger RNA, 213 nt
Organism: Dovyalis caffra
Lineage: Eukaryota; Viridiplantae; Streptophyta; Magnoliopsida; Malpighiales; Salicaceae
Source: the annotation of a GenBank genome assembly